AUGGUAGGUGGUCCUACGGGAUGCUCGUCUCCCGCCGAACCCGCCUCCUCGCCACCGCCUCGAUCAGUAAGCUCUGGCACCACGACGAACCCGAACACGCCCAGGCCGAGCCAAGAGCCCGAUGUUGAAGAUGAGAACGAGCUCGCGCAAGAUCUAGGCCACGCGAGCCCCGACCGACCGCCAACGGAAGCCGAAAGCAUUGCAACUACACCUACCAAUCCCCGCAACUCCCCAAGCCCUUCUCCAUCUCCCAAGAGCAGCAGCUCAGGCGCGCCGUCCCUUGGACACAUCGAACCAACAUGGCCCAAGAAGAUCGACCUGACCAAGAUCUCGGCUCUUGCGUCAUGGGGCAAAGGUCAGACCCUGCCCGGGCUGCUGUUCGACCUGCACUGGGUCCCCCCCUCCAACAAGGCCUUCCUCGAGCUGCGCGCCUCGGUCCAGCUCAAGCACGCCCCCGGCCGCCGCCGCGACGGCAGGACCAGCGUCUACCUGCACAUCUACCCGGAGCGCAUCACCCAGCUGACCCUCGACGCCUCGCCCGCCGACAAGAUGCUGGGUCACGACACGGUCGCGCUUGCGUUCACGUUGUCCAGGCCGCCGGUACUCGUGGUGCCGCCCACGGGGGAGUUUGAGCCGAGGAACAAAGCGUCGGGAGAUAUCAUUACGGCGCUGUUCGACCUGGCCAGACAGACGGCGUGGACGGUGUACGCCGCCGUCCCGCCUCGCAGCCUGUCCGCCGCGCGAUUACGGAAACUGUGCGAGGCCGUCUCCGAGCCGCUGGCGGGUAGCAUCGCUGCGUUGGCGGGCGCGGCGACGCUCUACCAGGGGCAGGGGGGCAAGAUCGUCGAGGGGGAUAGCCUGGGUGGUGGCGAGAGCGGUACCACUGGACACGGUCACGAAGUGCAGCACGACGACCCUCCGGAAUACGAGGAGUCAGGCUCUGCCCCAGUAUACCACCCCUCCCCCGACAAGGGCAAGAAGCGGCUUCGGCGAGGUAGCACCCCCGAGACAUCUCGUGAACAGAAACAACCAGCACCCGCAGCAGACAUGGACAGCCUGCUCGAGUCGCGGCUGUCGGCCCUCGAGCAGCGGCUCGGCGACGCACUCGCGGCGCACAGGAAAGAGAUGGUGGAACUCGUCGGGCAGGCCGAGGCGCGGAUACUGGAGACGCUGCGCAGGGAGAUGGGACAGCAGGCGGCGGAGGCGGAGGAGGCGCUGGGCAGGCGGGUGGCGGAGGAGGUGGGCGAGCUGGAGGAGACGGUGAUGCGCAACAUUAGCGAGGCGCCGCUGCGGGCUACGCUUACCUUUCCGCAGCACCCUUGGUAUUAG
Diaporthe batatas is the source of this 1329-nucleotide messenger RNA. RefSeq lists its product as uncharacterized. The transcript has a single exon. The record is from RefSeq and is a predicted model, not a curated record. Lineage: Eukaryota; Fungi; Ascomycota; Sordariomycetes; Diaporthales; Diaporthaceae. The coding region runs from base 1 to 1329 and encodes 442 amino acids.